UUAAGUGUGCACUUUAAGAGAUAGAGUUUUGUGGUAAGUGGAUUAUAUCUCAAUUUUUUUAAAGGAGGGGAAAGUGACGCUGAUGGAGAAGAAUUGGGGUAACUGAAACAAUGAAAUGGUAUCGCCUGUCCUCGCCGCAUUCACCUGAACCAAAUUUGGGCCCAAGAACAGUGCACCUAGAAAGCCUGUGGGGAAGCGAUGCUGGGGGCAGGAUCUGGGAAGAAAGCCAUCUCAGGAUUCGAAAGGAAUGCGGUUUAAGGUGGCGGCCGAGGACCGCCUAGCACGAGGGAGGCGUCCAUAAGCUCAGAAGUUGGCCCGGCCAGAGGAGAUUUAAAGGUUGGAGCGCAGAGACCCUUAAAGAGGCCCGGGCCAAUUCCCAUUCAGCGUCCACCUUAAAGCCAGCUCCCCAGCUCGGACCCGGGUCUGACCUACGAGAAACAUGGCAACCAGCGCUGUUCCCAGUGACAACCUUCCCACGUACAAGCUUGUGGUGGUGGGAGAUGGGGGUGUGGGCAAGAGUGCCCUCACCAUCCAGUUUUUCCAGAAGAUCUUUGUGCCUGACUACGACCCCACCAUCGAGGACUCCUACCUGAAACAUACAGAGAUUGACAAUCAGUGGGCUAUCCUGGACGUUCUGGACACGGCUGGGCAGGAGGAGUUCAGCGCCAUGAGGGAGCAGUACAUGCGCACGGGGGACGGCUUCCUCAUCGUCUACUCCGUCACUGACAAGGCCAGCUUCGAGCACGUGGACCGCUUCCACCAGCUCAUCCUGCGUGUCAAGGACAGGGAGUCGUUCCCGAUGAUCCUUGUGGCCAACAAGGUCGAUCUGAUGCACUUGAGGAAAAUCACCAGGGAGCAAGGAAAAGAAAUGGCAGCCAAACACAAUAUUCCAUACAUAGAAACCAGUGCCAAGGACCCACCUCUCAAUGUCGACAAAGCCUUCCAUGACCUCGUGAGAGUCAUCAGGCAACAGAUUCCGGAAAAAAGCCAGAAGAAGAAGAAGAAAACCAAGUGGCGGGGAGACCGGGCCACUGGCACCCACAAACUGCAGUGCGCGAUCUUGUGACAGGCCCAGAGUCCAGGCCUGGGGCCCAGUAACGGUGGCCUGGCCAGCCCUGGGGACCCUUCACUGCCCAACUGCACUGAAACCAUUUCUAACCACGACCCUUGGGCCAAGGACUUGGCACAGGAAGGGAGAAGGGGAGGGUGGGCAGGGAACAGAUAGGGCAUAGGCUUUCCCAUCUCUCACAAGGGACAAGGAAGCCACCUGUCAACAGAAGCAGCAUUUCCAGGCCCCCCGUGUGUCAGUUCAGCAGUUCCUCCCCGUCUUUGGUCAGCGUGUUGUUUCUUUUAACUUCAUAGUAUUGGCUUGACGUGGAAGUGUUUACCCACAUAUAAAGUACAAAGCUAGCCAUGAAUAAGCCUCCUUCCCUUUCCCCCCAGUCCACAGUGUCUGGAGCUUGGGUAGAUUUUUAAAUUAUUUUAGUGAUUAUUAUUUUAUGAAAGGGGUCUGGGCCCACUCCCUGGUGAAGAUUCAGGUUUUCAGCAGACCUCUCUGGUGACAUGUCUGGAUUAUUUUUUUUUUAACUAAAUUGUCCCAGCAGUGACAAAACUCAACUCAGUGUGAAAGCAGAGUGACAGAGGGGGCAGAAGUUAAUGGGAAUGGUAGCUGAGGGAAACAGACCCUCCUAAUGGCCUAGAAACUGGAGAGAAGAGAGAUGUGCUACCCUGAAGCUUUUGCUGUGAUAGAAGAUGCAGAUAUUAAAAAACAGAAUUUUAUUUUGCUAAGGGGAGUGGUUGGCACAAGCAUGUCAGUUCAAAGAGGGGUUUUCAUGAUUCUAGAAAUGUAUAAAGUGAGCUGAUUAUGCAAAAGUGUUUAUUUUUUAGACAGUGUGGGUUAAGUUCUGUGUUCUUCCCCGACAUCUGAGAGGGGUUCUCAAAUCUGUCUCUGAUUUCUCACAUUACCGUGCUGCUUGGUGCCUCUCUGAUAUAAACACAUCAAGGUACUCUUACGUGGACACCAUCCAGAGAACUCUAAUUCAUGCUGAAUCCUACUCAAACAAGAUUCAGUACUGUUAUCACUGGAACAGCACCAACACCUGAAGCCAUUUUCCCUUGGAGUCAAGUGACCGCCCCCUCCGUAAGCCCUAUAAAUGAGCAAACCCCUUCCUUUAUUUGCAGACUUAGUGCUAGGUGGCCUUUUUGGCCAUUUUUAUUAACCUGAUGGGUCUUGACUAAAACAUGAUCAACAUGAUCAGAGGAGAAAGGAGGGUUGGGCUGAUGACGUGGCUUCCAUACACCUUUUGAGAGGGGACAGUCCUCCAACUCCCUGACGAGGCCCACUCCACUCUCAGGUGCUGCUGUUGUGAGCCAGAGACUGGGAUUUUUUCCAGCUAGGGUGGGAGUAGAUGGGCAGCAGGAACAACAGUGUACCCCGAGAGAAAGUCAAAAGAUGAAGUGGCACAGCUAGUGACCUUAUUUUCCAGGUUUUACAAGUCAGGUCACCAUGCAAAUCCCCAGCAGGUGGCCUGGCCACUCUGGAAAAAGGAUGUCAAGGAAAGUGAGCGUCCAACUGGAUGUCAAGGAAAGUGAGCGUCCAACUGGAUGUCAAGAUUCUUUUGUGGUUCUGAAGGUGUGUUGAGUUCCUAGCUCGGCAAGAUCACUAGCACCGAGGGGCCAGCCACAGAGUGAUUCUGCUGCAGAAGGAAACAUUUGGGACUUUUACUAGUUGGAAGUCAAACUCAUUUGUUUAAGUGGCCCCUUUUUCUAUUCCUAAAAGAAAGAAUAGGAGAAAACAUUCCAGACGAGGUGCUUCAGAGCUUCCCAAGGCCUUAUAAUACUGGUCGGCAUUUUAAACACUGAAAGGAUGAGGCUCUACCCAGCCCUUAAGUCCCCCUACGCUAGGACUGCAACAGGCACGUGUACAGUUCUACAGCAGCUGCGAAUCAGAGGGAGGUGGAGGAAAAACAGGUGGGAAGAAGUGAGGAUGGAGGUGCUUGGAGUCGAGAACGUGGUGGAGUAGGACAGAAAGCCCUGCACGUGUGUCCACUGCUGGAAAACUUCGUGGCACCUUCCCGGCCAGCACACCCCCUGCUCGCCAUGGAGCUGCAUCUCCCUGCCAGGCUGAGUGGGGGCGCCUCACUGGAAGCAGCUCAGGCAACAUUUAGCCAUAUAGGUAACCUAGGGGUCCCGACCACUCCUGGCCCUACCCGCAGAAGGGAUUCUGUACCUGUGCAUCCAUCCUGCCUUGCCCACAGCUCAACUCCACAGUGCCCAGGGGAGAGGCUCGUGUAAGGUUGGCCUCCUGCAGCUGUUGGGCUGAUGGUAAGCUUUCAUCUCCCAGGACUUCAUUUUCCCCAUAGGUGAGAUGGCUAAAUAACACUAUUUAUAGAAAUGGGCCUUCGUGACAGAGGCAGCUUCCACAUAGGCCAGAGUAGAGUGUACCCUGGGGCGUCUUCUCCAUGGUCACUUAGCAGGGUCAGUCUGGAGAACCUGUUUGGCCAGGCAACACCAUGACCAAGGAGCCCAUGGGACUUGUGGCUGUGUUAACAUUCUCACACUCCCACUGCUUUUCCGGAGAGUAGUGCUACCUUCCUAUCCUCUGGAGCGCUCUCCUCCUGAAAUCCCCUCACCCUAGGCCUUUGCCAGCAUAUGCCCAGAUUUCCUUCACUGUUCUGAAACCCUCCUGAGUGGGCUGCUUUUCUUUCCAGAAGUCAUCCUGCCAUCCUCCCCGCCCCCACAGCCUGGGGCUGUGGCCACUUGCUUCCCAUGCACCUUGCUACACAGGGGACACUUGGAGGGUUUCUCUUAGCACUUUGCCCACCACCUCCUCGUGGUGCUUGCUGCAGAGAGUGCCUGGUUGGCCUAGUGGGGCCUAUCUCACUUUUCCAGGAGAUGUGACCUACUAACAUGUGACAAUUCUAACCCAAAAGCCCCUUAGACGUGUUACAGCAAAUCUGGAGCCAUAAACAGGUUUCCUCCCUUGGCAGCCCAUUGGGUUUGAAAUUCCAUGUUGAGUUUACUUAGAAUGAAAGAUACUUGAAUUGUUGAGUGCCUGUGAGCGCCCAACUUCUGUUUCACAGUAUUAACAGGUGGCCAUUGUCGUGAAACGAGAGUGAUCCCUGAAGAUCUCAAUGAUGCUUGAGCCUUUUAUGUAACUUUUUAUUAAGUCUUUGUGUAUCUUGACUCAUUAAUAAAGAA
Messenger RNA from Nycticebus coucang (slow loris), 4200 nucleotides. RefSeq names its product muscle RAS oncogene homolog (gene MRAS). The record is from RefSeq and is a predicted model, not a curated record. Lineage: Eukaryota; Metazoa; Chordata; Mammalia; Primates; Lorisidae. Gene Ontology annotation, biological process: signal transduction. Bases 440 to 1066 code for a protein of 208 amino acids. Gene Ontology annotation, cellular component: plasma membrane. The transcript is spliced from 6 exons. Gene Ontology annotation, molecular function: GTPase activity; GDP binding; GTP binding.